This is a messenger RNA of Chaetomium fimeti, 2327 nucleotides long. RefSeq lists its product as uncharacterized. Lineage: Eukaryota; Fungi; Ascomycota; Sordariomycetes; Sordariales; Chaetomiaceae. The transcript has 3 exons. The coding region runs from base 362 to 2158 and encodes 598 amino acids. The record is from RefSeq and is a predicted model, not a curated record.
CCUUAUCCUUAUCCUCUCGAGCUUCCAUCUCUCCAGUGAGUUUGAAGCCUUCAAAUGUCGACGUGAUGUCAUCCAAUAGUAUACGCUACCUACACAGUACAUGUCUGUAGCAAUCCUCGGCCACGGAUGUGCCAAAUACCCCCAGACCGUACUUGUGCAGAUUAUUGGGAAUGUUCGCUCAUCCCAGUUUGGGUUUUGUCGUUUCCUCUUGCGAACAUCGAACUGAGCGCCCUCCACUAUCCCUUGUAACCCCGCGCUCAGCCUUACUGUAUGUAUGUACAUACUGUAAUCUGUACCUGCACAAACGCGAUUCCUCCUCAAACACCCGUACAUCCCGCUUGUUCACUUAACCAACUUGGGAAUGGUGAGGAGAUGGUGGUCCUGCCUCAAAACCGCGUCCCCGCUCAACUCUCAAAAUUCCCCCAAUCCCACCAAGUCCACCAUCAUGGAAGAUCUUAAGCGUGAGUUUCAGGGCGAGCCCGCCAAAUCAUCACCCUCCCACGAGAUUAGGCCUCCAAAGCGGCCCGACAAGCUCCCGCUGAGCGCGCGAACCGAAACAUCGCCAAUGGAUCAACCAGAGCGGCCGCGGCCGCACAGCCGAGAGCUGUUGAGCAUGGAGGAACGCAGUCCUCCUGUCUCGUUGCACGGCCCUGACAGUGCCGAUGUGGUCAUCAGCGGCAACACAAGGUCAGAACAGUUCUGGGCUCCCCCGGCCUUUCAACCUCCACAUCCAAUGUGGCAUCAGCCAUCGCAUCCAGACUCCAGGGUUCAACAUGCUUUUUGGGCGGCGCACCAAGCUUACCAAAAUGAUCUUGUCCAAAGGCUGGCACUGUCGCGAGACGACAUAGACCUCCUCAGACCGCAGCGCAGCCGAGAUCGAGACGAGGAGCACUGGGCCCGGCGAGAAAUGGAAGACUUACGGAUGCAGCUCAGAGAUGCCAACAGCCGGGCUGACCAGGCAGAGCGCGCAGCUGAAGAACUGACCCGGCAGCUCAAAUCCAGGUCCAGUCGAGCGGCGGUAGACCGCACCGACUUGGCAGACACGACGACAACUCUGAAGGCGGAAAAUAACGGGCUCAAGGCAGAGCUAGACGAGGCGCGAUCUCACAUCUUCAGUCUGCAGCCCUACCGCAAAGACCUCACCCCGAAGGAAGUGGGCCAGGAUUUUGACGACCUCGUCAACGGCAUCACCGACUGGGUCACUAACUUUAUGGAACCGAUUCUUGACGACGACGAUAAGAUGGACGAAAUUGUGGCCGUCGCCAAAAAAAGGCCAGCAGACUCUCAAAAGCUUAAGCGGUAUUUGCAGAGUCAAGGCGAUUUGGUUUACGGAUCCAUGUUUCCCGAGACGGACAUCGACAUCCUGAUCGCGGUCGUGAUGCGCUUCCUGCAGGACCACAUAUUCCAGAAGAUUCUCUACGGUGCAGUACCUGAAACGGUCGAGGUCAUCAGCUUCCUGGAAGGCCAGAUGCAAACCAACGUCGAGCCAAAACGAGACCUCUUUGCACUACGUACAUGGCGGGCCGAAGCCCUCAAUGCUGUCAUCUGCUCGCCCGACUACCACCGCGCACGGCACGGGCGGGUCAGGGAGCUCACGGCUGAAGUGGCAUCGCUUUUCAAGGUGUUCCGCAGGGAGAAGGACUGGAACAAGCUCUGUCUCUCCUGCCAGGAAGGCAUCAUCAAGCCCGCGGUGGUGCUGCACGAGAAGCUCAUGACAUCGACGCACCACUUCUAUCUCGACCUGAACCCCUACAUCUUGUGGAACUCUCGCCAGGAGCUCGAGAUGAGCCCGGACUUCCUCCAAGACCUGCCCACACUGAGGUGCGAAAACAUACUGCAGAACCGGAAGCCGUUCAUCGUGACCAAGCUGGACCCGCAACCGAGCAAGGAGGAACUCUACAGGGACCUCAACAACGUGGCCACUAUCGUCCCGGCGCUAUACAUGAGACAGGUGGGCAAGGGGGAUGUCAUUAAGGAGCCGACAGUGGUUCGUAUGCAACAGGUGCUCGUCGCCUGGGGCCCAAAGGAGAAGAGGGAGAAAUUCCUUGCCAAUGGCGAGCGGACCCUCAUGCAUCACCUGUGCUUCGGGCGCCGCGACAGGGAGGAGCGGGCACAGGAAGGCAGUGUCUGGCAAUGGCGGGGUUUGCAAUGGGGGUGAAUGUGGCCAUUUUUACCUGACAUCGCAGCCAGGCGGCCGGACAGCAGGGAACCCUCAUGGCAUGUCGGGGCGAGGGCUUGGGUGUUAUCCAGCAGUUGUUGUAACUUACCGUAACCUGUACACCCUCAUCGUCAGGCAAAUAUACCUAUCUUUACAGAAACAGCAAAAA